Molecule: messenger RNA, 422 nt
Organism: Cinara cedri
Lineage: Eukaryota; Metazoa; Arthropoda; Insecta; Hemiptera; Aphididae
Source: the annotation of a GenBank genome assembly
AUGGAUUGCUUGGAUUUUGGUUUGUAGAGGUUGGGGGGUAUAGUAUAAUCAAGGAUCUAUUAAAAGCAGGAGAUGUUAAUGUAUUAGAUAGUGAACAUAAAAUAACUCCUUUGCAUAUAGUAACUGAAAAUAGCCUUUUAAGGCUAGUAAAGACUCUAUUAGAAAAAAAGCGUAAAUCCCUUUUUAAGGAUGGGAAUGUUUGGAAUUCAAGAGAAUCAGCUAAUUAUGAUAAUAUGUCACAGCUUUUAAAGAAGGUAGAGAAAGACGGACAUUUAACCAAUGACGAUAAAAUCGUUCCUAUUGCUUGUUUAAGCGCAAUAAUUGGAGCGACAAUAAUAGUGUGGCGUAUUGAAAAAUCAAACAUUCUUAUUGAAGCAGCAUCUAUAACGUUAGCAGCUCCUCAAAUCCAACACUGUUACUAG